GUUAUUCUCGUUGCACUGUUGUCAAAAUUCGCAAUACUUGCCACGCUCAUCCGGGUGGACCCGAUUCAUUGCCUGCGAAUGAAUCGACUCCGAGGAGUUGCGUUGCGCGUGGGAAAGAGACAGACAAGACAGUCAGCAGAAGCAGGAGCAGCAUCAACAGCUGAGACGCGCGCGUUGGCGACGGGCGGAACUCCCAAGGGCGACUUGCAGUUUCCGGCCGACGCUGAGCUUUGGUCAGAACUCCAUGACUGCGUCACUCUUCAUGCUUUGCUAGUGCCGUGGGUCUUUCCUUGAAGUGCUUCGUUAGUGCUUCGGUUCUUGUGGCCUGUAGCGAUGAAGAGGUGGUUGCCUUUUCUUAUUUCCGGGGAGUACGUUCGAAUUUUGUUAGCUGUUGCAGCUGUGUUAAAUUGGGAAUUGGGAUCGAUCACGUCGUUGCUUGGUUGUGAGGUGUCAUCUUUAUGGCACGAGAAAGGGUUUUUAAGUGGGCAGGUUGAACAAGGCAACGACUGAUUCAGCCCUUUGUCCUCCGCAAAUUUAGAAUGUCUGCAUCAAUAUGGAUGCGCCCAAAGUAGCGGAAGAAGUUGGUAAUCUUUUGUUUUAUGCAAGCAAAGGGAAUGCAGCGGGCGUUAAGAAGCUGUUGGAUCAAGGCAUGCCAGUGGAUGCCACGGAUUAUGACGGUCGCACAGCUUUACAUCUUGCAGCAAGUGAAGGUCACACCGACAUAGUCAAGUUGUUACUGGAAUACAAUGCGGACGUCAAUCCAAUAGAUCGAAAUGGAGAUACACCGUUGGCGAAUGCGAAGGAGUAUGAUCACAAGGAAAUCUGUAAAAUUCUUGAAGCCCGACGCGGAUAUGUUAAGAUUCAUGGUCUUGACGAAUUCGAGAUCUCUAUCGCAGAGCUGAACUUGGAUCAGGGCAAGUUUAUUGGAAAAGGUGCCUUCGGAGAAAUUCGAGUUGUGAAGUGGAGAGGCACAGUGGUCGCUGCCAAGACCAUCACUGCUGAAUUGUCGAAAGAUCCUCAAAUUGUGAAGGAGUUUGUAGACGAACUAGCAUUGCUGGCAAAUCUGUCGCAUCCGAACAUAGUGCAGUUCCUGGGAGCUGUGACAACACAGCGGCCAAUGGUUAUGGUCACUGAAUAUCUUCCAAAAGGAGAUCUACAUGAUCUUAUGCAGAAAAGGGGAAAACUGGAUGCGGAAACAGCUAUUCGUUUUGCCCUUGAUAUUGCCAGAGGCAUGAACUAUCUUCAUGAACAUAAGCCGAAUGCUAUCGUUCAUCGUGAUUUAAAGCCCAGAAAUCUCUUGCAACAUGAUGCCGGUCAUCUGAAGGUAGCAGAUUUUGGGUUAGGCAAGCUUCUUGAUCCACUCACAGCAGAUGCCAAUGCUCUAUACGAAAUGACUGGCGAGACUGGAUCUUAUCGAUACAUGGCUCCAGAGGUGUUCAUGCACAAGCAUUAUGAUAAAAGUGUCGAUGUCUUCUCGUUUUCUAUCAUCGUUCAAGAGAUGUUUGAAGGACAAAAUGAACAAAAAUAUCAGCUGCCAAAAUCCAUUGCCAUAGCUCGAGCUAAAAACCAGGAACGUCCAGUUUUCAACGCCCAAACAUAUCCGCCGGGAAUGAAAAAAUUAAUAUGCGAAUGCUGGGACAUGAAUCCGAGAAAACGACCAACAUUUUCGGUCGUCAUACAGCGGUUGGAAAAAAUCCAACUGGAAGGUGGAUUUCUCAACAGUGAUGUAAACGAGAAGUUCGAGAAGAAAGUUCCGCAGAGGUGUACAAUGAUGUAACAUUGCAUUGAAACGUUGUACAGUCACAGAUUACAAAAACAGUAAUAAUCUUCCAAAGUUCCAUAAACGUACUGCGCAGAGCAGAAAUGUAACAGUACUCAACGUCAGCAUUGUCUUGGGCUUUAACAAAUUGAUUCAAUUUGAGAAUUUUCCGACAUCGACAUGUCUGUUAUUUUCCGCCGUGAAACUGGAAUUUGUUUUCGAGUUUUCUUUUCGCAGUGGUUUCCAUACACCACUUGAUUUGUGGCAUAGAAAGACGAGAGUACGAAAAAUGGGGUCAAGUUCAGAGAAUUGUCAUUCAUCAUGGAACUGGAUAUCCAAAUAUUCGAAGACGUAAAUUCAAGUUAGGUUACAUGUUC
Messenger RNA from Physcomitrium patens, 2136 nucleotides. RefSeq names its product serine/threonine-protein kinase VIK. Gene Ontology annotation, molecular function: protein serine/threonine kinase activity; ATP binding; protein binding. Gene Ontology annotation, biological process: protein phosphorylation. The record is from RefSeq and is a predicted model, not a curated record. Lineage: Eukaryota; Viridiplantae; Streptophyta; Bryopsida; Funariales; Funariaceae.